AUGACUGUCAGUCAUCCCAAGGAUGUUUUGAACACCAUCAAUUUCGUCACACAAUGUUUGUGUAUUCCGAUCAUUAGCAUAUUCGUUCUCUUGCGUUUCUCCAUCCGUAUCUACUACAAACAGUUCGUAGGCGUGGAAGACUGGUCAUGUCUCAUAGCAUGGGUUCUGUUCAUGGGAUACUGUGGCAUUGCCAUUGCCGUGGGUCACUAUGGCGGGGGUUACCACAUUGACGAUGUCUCUGAAGCACACCAGAUUCUUUUUCGCAAGUUCUGUUACAUCGCCACCGUUCUUUACUGCCCCAUGGCACUCUUCGUCAAGAUCGCACUCCUUUCAAUCCUCAUUCGCAUCUUCAGUCCUUACCGUUCCAAAAUCUACUUCAUCUACGGCCUCCUCGGCUGUCUCUGCAUAUACUACAUCGUUGCCGAGGUCGUCAAGAUCCGUAUGUGCGACCCGGUUCCGGGAUACUGGACGCUCGAUCCAAAGGCACGCUGUCUCAAUCAACGGGCCGCCCUGAUCGCCGACUCUGUCAUCAGUGUGGUGACAGAUUUUAUUAUCCUGAUUCUACCUCUGCCACUCACCUGGUCGCUUCAAAUGUCACGGAGCAAGAAGUUGCGGGUCAUCGGCAUGCUGUCGGCGGGUGGUCUGGCCACGGCCUUCAGUUUGUACCGGCUGGUUCUGGUCUUGCGUGAUGGUAGCUCCAAUGAUCAGACAAUUGUCUUUAUGAUCGUUAUUCUUUCAGGAAACGCCGAAGGAGGCGUGGCCAUGAUUUGCGCUUGUCUCCCCACGAUCAACAUCCUCAUCAACAAGCUCCGCAAGAAGGAGUACAGCUCUCAACGUUAUUACGAACCAGAGUCCUCUGUCAACCUUAGCAAACUCAAAGGAAGCAACAAGCGAUUCUCCCUCGGUAACUCCCGCCGCGCCGAUGGCACCGAGUCCGCCUCCGACCAGUCACAUCUGAUUACAUUUGCAGGGACGGUCGACAUGGCAGGUAAUGAGGCUGGAGGCAUUCACAAGACGGUGGAUGUGUCACAGACGAUAGAGAUGGUGGCCGAUGGUGAUAGUCAUGAAAGCCACCAUCACAGCAGUUUUCACUAA
Aspergillus piperis CBS 112811 is the source of this 1095-nucleotide messenger RNA. RefSeq lists its product as uncharacterized. The transcript is spliced from 6 exons. The coding region runs from base 1 to 1095 and encodes 364 amino acids. NCBI's taxonomy places the organism in Eukaryota, Fungi, Ascomycota, Eurotiomycetes, Eurotiales, Aspergillaceae. The record is from RefSeq and is a predicted model, not a curated record.